AAAGCCAAAAAUAAUCUGCCUCCGGCCGAACGUGAGGCUCUGAGAGCCCUAAAACGUGACACUGAAAUAAACCUUAAAAAGGCCGAUAAAGGAACAACAACCGUAGUCAUGAACACACAAGACAAAAUUAAAGAAGGCCAAAUUCUACUAGACAACAAAGACAACUACAGGCCUCUUGCAUCACCCAUGGUCACUGAGACAAACCAUAAAGUUAAACAACUUAUUACAGACCUCCACAACGGGGAUCACAUAGACGACAUGACUAAAAAAUGGCUUUGUCAAACACCAAAUCCGCCUCGAAUUCCAGAAUUUUACACCCUCACUAAGAUACACAAGCCGUCCCCGGUCGGCAGACCGAUAGUAUCAGGGUGUGAUGGCCCAACAGAGAAAUUAUCAUCAUUUGUCGACAAACUCCUUCAGCCGAUAGCACAACAACAAAAGUCUUAUCUUAAAGAUACUACCGACUUCGUCAAUUUCAUAGAAAAUACGAAAGUCCCAGUGGACGUCAUGCUUGUUUCAAUGGACGUCACGAGCUUGUAUACAAAAUAUACCGCAAGAGGAGGGAAUAGACACGGUAUGCAGAGCAUACGAAAUAUUCUAUAGAAACGAACCUCCUAUCCCUACACAACUACUAAAACGAGCGCUCAGGCUAAUUCUCCAAGAAAAUUCUUUCCAGUUUAAUGGAAAAACUACCUUCAAACACAUGGUACGGCCAUGGGCACGAAAAUGGCGGUCGCCUUUUCUAAUAUAUUCAUGAACAAGGUAGAGACGGAAAUCCUUAGCCGAAGCCUUUUCAAACCGCUCGUUUGGAAACGUUACAUAGACGACAUCUUCUCGCUCUGGACUACAAACAGAGCCAGAAUAGAACAUUUCAUUGAACAAGCAAACAAUCAUCACCCUACGAUCAAAUUUACGGCUGAAAUUUCCGAUAAGGAAACAACAUUCCUGGACACCUACAUCUACAAAGGGAAAGAUUCGAAAGAGACGCAAUCCUUGAUGUGCGUACUCAUUUCAAACCAACUGAGACAUUUCAGUAUACCUAUUUUGCUUCCUGUCACCCGCAAGGAGUUAAAAAGGCUUCAUUAAAGGGGAAGCCCUCCGACUCCUCAGAACAAACUCUUCCGAACUAAUAUUCGAAGAGAAAAUUACAAAUUUCAAAGCGCAUCUGCUACAGAGGGGUUACCCAGAGGAUCUUAUUAACACAACCCUCUCAGAGGUGAACUUCAAAGACAGGAAACUAGCCCUUCAACAGAAACCAAAGACAAACCAACGAAUCUUGCCUUUUGUCACACAAUACCAACCAUCAGUGCCAAACCUAAAGCAAAUUCUCAUGAAAAACUGGCAUUUAAUAGAACAACAACCAUUACUGAGCGAAAUCUACAAAAAACCGCCCCUCGUAUCUUAUAAAAGAGGGCGGUCGCUCAAAGACAUACUCGUGAGAGCCAAACUAUAGAAAGGCUAUUUUAAACACGCGCUGGGGAGUCGUGUAGGCCUGUCAACCCCAUUUUACACUGAGCCAAACUAUAGAAAGGCUAUUUUAAACACGCGCUGGGGAGUCGUGUAGGCCUGUCAACCCCAUUUUACACUGAUUGUUAUUACUAGACAGGCCCCGUCCUCAGCAGUGAUACAUCACGUACACCGAGUUAAUCACAUUGAGCAAUACACUGUACAAUGCAGAAAUAUCAAUUUUUGCUAACAAAUACACGACCUAUGCCCCAAAAACCGGGCAAUCAAAGAGGAACAACACUACACUAAUGCAGGAAACUCUCUUCUUGCAAAACUAUCACAGUAUCUGCUCAAAAUUUUGCAUUUUAGCCUACACAAGAAACACAACUCAUGCUGGGCUCGCAAGGAUCUUCGAUGUAAACACACAAUUGGCCCAAACAUAAAGAGCCAAUAGAAACACAGGAUUUUCGAUCCUUCGAACGAGUAUAAAAUGGUCAAGAAACACCCUUUUUGUGACUGAUACCGAGAACACAUCUCUAUCAGUCUUUUUAUUCAAUCGGCAACUGACGAGAUCCACAAGAUUAGGAUCGAAACCGCGGUCUUGCCUGACCAUUCACAGAAAAUGUCAGAAAACAUUAUAACGUCAGAUGGGCUACUAAGUGCCCUGGCACAAGCAAUGCCUUUGAGAAUGAGGAUAAGAUGGAAGUCUCAUACGACAUCGCUAACGAGGAUGAUCUGCUGCUCGGCAAGUCCGAUGACGAAGAACAAAUCCCUCCGUAUCAAGUGCCUAGAAAACCUAAACAGCCUAAACAGCAACGCCAAAGCCGCGACAGGCGCCCUCAAAGGAGUACCAGCGAACCAAGGACAGAGCAGUACCGAAAACGUCGCCGUCAGUACAGCCCAUCCACAGAGAACCGAAAACGGAGCCGUAGCCUAUCCGCGGAGGACAAGAUUACCAAGCUGAAGGUGCGAUAAAAGCUUUAAAAAGGCACACGGACAAGGGAACCUGCCCAGAAACCCUACAAUAUAGGGCGAGGGCUAAAAUAACAGCGGACGAGGACUUCAAGAGAGAGAUAAAACAAAUCCGCAAGAACGCGGAGCAAGAAACACUCAAUGCGAUUAUACGAUUCCAUCAACGAGAAAUCGGCCGUUUUAAGGCCGAAGCCAAGAAAGGAAAGCGAGCCACACCGGCUAUAGCACUGAACACUAAGAACUGUAGUACGAUCGAACCAGCGCGCGCAGCGCAAGCUGAAAACAAUGUAACGAUCGAAUCAGUAAAACAAAUUGCUGUUAACCUCCAGGCACAAAUCGCCCAGUUCGGCAAUAUGAUGCAACAACUAGGAGCCAUUGAAAAUAAAGAAGUUCAAAAGUACACAUGUGUAUUCUCUGACUCCCACCACAAACAUGGGGCCAAAAAACAAAUUUUAAAAGCCAAACGGCUAGCAACCAAUAAGCGCAAAGAGCGCAGAAAGGUCAGACGCCAGAAACAUUCAACUAUCACUAUAGAGGCGAACAAAAACACAUAAAAACCUCUCAAACAAAGAACUUACAAAUGACCAGAUUAAUUUACUGGCAAAAGGGCUUAAAUUCAUUCCAACACCCGUUGCAAAACAAACACAAAUCAGGCAACAACUCUUGCGUGACUUUGAUCAGUUUGCAAGAAGAAUGCGUCUCAUGUACAUAUUUCGAGGGGAAAACAACGAACCCCAUCCUUACCAUGUCAAAUCUGCAUGGGAACCACCAAUACAACGAUCAGUAGCCCUUGAAAGUUACCUAGAAGAGGUUAAGAGCGACCUUGCAGAAAUAGAAAUAACAAAGCCAAAAAAAUAAUCUGCCUCCGGCCGAACGUGAGGCUCUGAGAGCCCUAAAACGUGACACUGAAAUAAACCUUAAAAAGGCCGAUAAAGGAACAACAACCGUAGUCAUGAACACACAAGACAAAAUUAAAGAAGGCCAAAUUCUACUAGACAACAAAGACAACUACAAGCCUCUUGCAUCACCCGUGGUCACUGAGACAAACCAUAAAGUUAAACAACUUAUUGCAGACCUCCACAACGGGGAUCACAUAGACGACAUGACUAAAAAUGGCUUUGUCAAACACCAAAUCCGCCUCGAAUUCCAGAAUUUUACACCCUCACUAAGAUACACAAGCCGUCCCCGGUCGGCAGACCGAUAGUAUCAGGGUGUGAUGGCCCAACAGAGAAAUUAUCAUCAUUUGUCGACAAACUCCUUCAGCCGAUAGCACAACAACAAAAGUCUUAUCUUAAAGAUACUACCGACUUCGUCAAUUUCAUAGAAAAUACGAAAGUCCCAGUGGACGUCAUGCUUGUUUCAAUGGACGUCACGAGCUUGUAUACAAAUAUACCGCAAGAGGAGGGAAUAGACACGGUAUGCAGAGCAUACGAAAUAUUCUAUAGAAACGAACCUCCUAUCCCUACACAACUACUAAAACGAGCGCUCAGGCUAAUUCUCCAAGAAAAUUCUUUCCAGUUUAAUGGAAAAAACUACCUUCAAACACAUGGUACGGCCAUGGGCACGAAAAUGGCGAUCGCCUUUUCUAAUAUAUUCAUGAACAAGGUAGAGACGGAAAUCCUUAGCCGAAGCCUUUUCAAACCGCUCGUUUGGAAACGUUACAUAGACGACAUCUUCUCGCUCUGGACUACAAACAGAGCCAGAAUAGAACAUUUCAUUGAACAAGCAAACAAUCAUCACCCUACGAUCAAAUUUACGGCUGAAAUUUCCGAUAAGGAAACAACAUUCCUGGACACCUACAUCUACAAAGGGAAAGAUUCGAAAGAGACGCAAUCCUUGAUGUGCGUACUCAUUUCAAACCAACUGAGACAUUUCAGUAUACCUAUUUUGCUUCCUGUCACCCGCAAGGAGUUAAAAAGGCUUCAUUAAAGGGAAGCCCUCCGACUCCUCAGAACAAACUCUUCCGAACUAAUAUUCGAAGAGAAAAUUACAAAUUUCAAAGCGCAUCUGCUACAGAGGGGUUACCCAGAGGAUCUUAUUAACACAACCCUCUCAGAGGUGAACUUCAAAGACAGGAAACUAGCCCUUCAACAGAAACCAAAGACAAACCAACGAAUCUUGCCUUUUGUCACACAAUACCAACCAUCAGUGCCAAACCUAAAGCAAAUUCUCAUGAAAAACUGGCAUUUAAUAGAACAACAACCAUUACUGAGCGAAAUCUACAAAAAACCACCCCUCGUAUCUUAUAAAAGAGGGCGGUCGCUCAAAGACAUACUCGUGAGAGCCAAACUAUAGAAAGGCUAUUUUAAACACGCGCUGGGGAGUCGUGUAGGCCUGUCAACCCCAUUUUACACUGAGCCAAACUAUAGAAAGGCUAUUUUAAACACGCGCUGGGGAGUCGUGUAGGCCUGUCAACCCCAUUUUACACUGAUUGUUAUUACUAGACAGGCCCCGUCCUCAGCAGUGAUACAUCACGUACACCGAGUUAAUCACAUUGAGCAAUACACUGUACAAUGCAGAAAUAUCAAUUUUUGCUAACAAAUACACGACCUAUGCCCCAAAAACCGGGCAAUCAAAGAGGAACAACACUACACUAAUGCAGGAAACUCUCUUCUUGCAAAACUAUCACAGUAUCUGCUCAAAAUUUUGCAUUUUAGCCUACACAAGAAACACAACUCAUGCUGGGCUCGCAAGGAUCUUCGAUGUAAACACACAAUUGGCCCAAACAUAAAGAGCCAAUAGAAACACAGGAUUUUCGAUCCUUCGAACGAGUAUAAAAUGGUCAAGAAACACCCUUUUUGUGACUGAUACCGAGAACACAUCUCUAUCAGUCUUUUUAUUCAAUCGGCAACUGACGAGAUCCACAAGAUUAGGAUCGAAACCGCGGUCUUGCCUGACCAUUCACAGAAAAUGUCAGAAAACAUUAUAACGUCAGAUGGGCUACUAAGUGCCCCUGGCACAAGCAAUGCCUUUGAGAAUGAGGAUAAGAUGGAAGUCUCAUACGACAUCGCUAACGAGGAUGAUCUGCUGCUCGGCAAGUCCGAUGACGAAGAACAAAUCCCUCCGUAUCAAGUGCCUAGAAAACCUAAACAGCCUAAACAGCAACGCCAAAGCCGCGACAGGCGCCCUCAAAGGAGUACCAGCGAACCAAGGACAGAGCAGUACCGAAAACGUCGCCGUCAGUACAGCCCAUCCACAGAGAACCGAAAACGGAGCCGUAGCCUAUCCGCGGAGGACAAGAUUACCCAAGCUGAAGGUGCGAUAAAAGCUUUAAAAGGCACACGGACAAGGAACCUGCCCAGAAACCCUACAAUAUAGGGCGAGGGCUAAAAUAACAGCGGACGAGGACUUCAAGAGAGAGAUAAAACAAAUCCGCAAGAACGCGGAGCAAGAAACACUCAAUGCGAUUAUACGAUUCCAUCAACGAGAAAUCGGCCGUUUUAAGGCCGAAGCCAAGAAAGGAAAGCGAGCCACACCGGCUAUAGCACUGAACACUAAGAACUGUAGUACGAUCGAACCAGCGCGCGCAGCGCAAGCUGAAAAACAAUGUAACGAUCGAAUCAGUAAAACAAAUUGCUGUUAACCUCCAGGCACAAAGCCCAGUUCGGCAAUAUGAUGCAACAACUAGGAGCCAUUGAAAAUAAAGAAGUUCAAAAGUACACAUGCGUAUUCUCUGACUCCCACCACAAACAUGGGGCCAAAAAACAAAUUUUAAAAGCCAAACGGCUAGCAACCAAUAAGCGCAAAAAGAGCGCAGAAAGGUCAGACGCCAGAAACAUUCAACUAUCACUAUAGAGGCGAACAAAAAACACAUAAAAAACCUCUCAAACAAAAGAACUUACAAAUGACCAGAUUAAUUUACUGGCAAAAGGGCUUAAAUUCAUUCCAACACCCGUUGCAAAACAAACACAAAUCAGGCAACAACUCUUGCGUGACUUUGAUCAGUUUGCAAGAAGAAUGCGUCUCAUGUACAUAUUUCGAGGGAAAACAACGAACCCCAUCCUUACCAUGUCAAAUCUGCAUGGGAACCACCAAUACAACGAUCAGUAGCCCUUGAAAGUUACCUAGAAGAGGUUAAGAGCGACCUUGCAGAAAUAGAAAUAACAAAGCCAAAAAAUAAUCUGCCUCCGGCCGAACGUGAGGCUCUGAGAGCCCUAAAACGUGACACUGAAAUAAACCUUAAAAAGGCCGAUAAAGGAACAACAACCGUAGUCAUGAACACACAAGACAAAAUUAAAGAAGGCCAAAUUCUACUAGACAACAAAAGACAACUACAGGCCUCUUGCAUCACCCAUGGUCACUGAGACAAACCAUAAAGUUAAACAACUUAUUACAGACCUCCACAACGGGGAUCACAUAGACGACAUGACUAAAAAAUGGCUUUGUCAAACACCAAAUCCGCCUCGAAUUCCAGAAUUUUACACCCUCACUAAGAUACACAAGCCGUCCCCGGUCGGCAGACCGAUAGUAUCAGGGUGUGAUGGCCCAACAGAGAAAUUAUCAUCAUUUGUCGACAAACUCCUUCAGCCGAUAGCACAACAACAAAAGUCUUAUCUUAAAGAUACUACCGACUUCGUCAAUUUCAUAGAAAAUACGAAAGUCCCAGUGGACGUCAUGCUUGUUUCAAUGGACGUUACGAGCUUGUAUACAAAUAUACCGCAAGAGGAGGGAAUAGACACGGUAUGCAGAGCAUACGAAAUAUUCUAUAGAAACGAACCUCCUAUCCCUACACAACUACUAAAACGAGCGCUCAGGCUAAUUCUCCAAGAAAAUUCUUUCCAGUUUAAUGGAAAAAACUACCUUCAAACACAUGGUACGGCCAUGGGCACGAAAAUGGCGGUCGCCUUUUCUAAUAUAUUCAUGAACAAGGUAGAGACGGAAAUCCUUAGCCGAAGCCUUUUCAAACCGCUCGUUUGGAAACGUUACAUAGACGACAUCUUCUCGCUCUGGACUACAAACAGAGCCAGAAUAGAACAUUUCAUUGAACAAGCAAACAAUCAUCACCCUACGAUCAAAUUUACGGCUGAAAUUUCCGAUAAGGAAACAACAUUCCUGGACACCUACAUCUACAAAGGGGAAAGAUUCGAAAGAGACGCAAUCCUUGAUGUGCGUACUCAUUUCAAACCAACUGAGACAUUUCAGUAUACCUAUUUUGCUUCCUGUCACCCGCAAGGAGUUAAAAAAGGCUUCAUUAAAGGGGAAGCCCUCCGACUCCUCAGAACAAACUCUUCCGAACUAAUAUUCGAAGAGAAAAUUACAAAUUUCAAAGCGCAUCUGCUACAGAGGGGUUACCCAGAGGAUCUUAUUAACACAACCCUCUCAGAGGUGAACUUCAAAGACAGGAAACUAGCCCUUCAACAGAAACCAAAGACAAACCAACGAAUCUUGCCUUUUGUCACACAAUACCAACCAUCAGUGCCAAACCUAAAGCAAAUUCUCAUGAAAAACUGGCAUUUAAUAGAACAACAACCAUUACUGAGCGAAAUCUACAAAAAACCGCCCCUCGUAUCU
This is a messenger RNA of Porites lobata, 7929 nucleotides long. The record is from the annotation of a GenBank genome assembly. Lineage: Eukaryota; Metazoa; Cnidaria; Anthozoa; Scleractinia; Poritidae.